UCUGCGAGCGCAAAGCGCAGGCCUUAUCUCGCGUCUUUUUUUUUUCUUUCUUCGAAUCGAAAUCUCACGGCGUUCGGUUGCAGAAGAAUUCCUAUUCCGAUCGCGAGAUUCAUCUCCUCUUGGCUUUCGUGCUGUACCCAGAAUCCGCGAGCAGAACCCGAGACAGCAUAAAUUCCUCUCACCGGUUCGCCGCGUUGGAUCAUCAUCAUUCUGAGCAAACGAUGCCCGCGAACGACGGCUUCUCAGGUGUCUCAAAUUGCUACGUCUUCAAGAGUCGGUUGCAAGAGUAUGCACAAAAAGUGGGACGACCAACCCCCGUCUAUGAGACCAUAAAAGAAGGUCCUUCGCAUGAACCUUCAUUCAGAUCAACAGUGAUUGUUAACGAUGUCAGAUAUGAUUCUUUACCUGGGUUCUUCAAUCGGAAAGCAGCCGAGCAGUCAGCUGCCGGAGUUGCACUGCUGGAGUUAUCAAAGUCCGGUGAAAUUAGUGACAGCAUUUCUCAACCAGUUCAUGAGACAGGGUUAUGCAAAAACCUUCUUCAGGAAUAUGCACAGAAGAUGAAUUAUGCGAUUCCCCUGUAUGAAUGCCGAAAGGAUGAGGCACCUGGGAGAGUGCCUCACUUUUCAUGCACUGUUGAGAUUGGAGGAAUUCGUUACAUUGGUGCCUCUGCAAGAACCAAGAAAGAAGCAGAGAUUAAAGCUGCUCGAACGGCUCUUCUUGCCAUACAGUCGAGUACAUCCAAUUCAUGCGAGAAACUGAUUACUGACUCUCAGCUGACUGUUGUUCCAUGCAAGAAGAGAGGGACAGAGAUGGUUACUAAUGCAGAUGACACUGGAAAUCCUCCAAAGGCAAAGAAACCACGCUUCAAGAAGAAGUCAUUGAAAAGGAAGCUCUCUGCGGAUAAGCUGGGCAAUAAUCAAAUUCAGAAUAUGGGAAAUUCAAAUCUUGGGAUCAAUGAAUCUGUUCCGUCUGGAGUCUCAGAAGAUGCAUCUGGACUGUUGGCAAGGGACUUGGGGCUCAAUCCAAAUGGAAAUGAAAACGAAAGAUGUGUGGACAUUGCUCGUGUGAAUUCAAUUAAUUUUCAGAAUUUGCAGUGCCUACCUUCCAAUUUCAAUCAAGGCAACCUCGGCACUCAAGGUACACUCCUGGUUCCUUGCGGAGAUGCUAGUGCUUUGUUGAGGGAGACUAGUAAGAUUUCUGGAGUCAAUGAAGGGGCCUCAGCUACAAACAAUUGCUCUGGCUGUGCUAACAUGGAGAACUUGGGCGGCAUUGUUGGUUUUGACAAAUCUAAAGGAAGUGUCUGAAAUAUUGCUGAUUAUUAUUAGGAGCUGGAUAAUUAUAUAAUGGAAGCUUACCUUUUAAUUCUUUUUAGGAUAGAGUUAUCGUCUUCCUUGACAGAUUGAUUAAGUUAUUAUUAGCGGACUUGCGCUGGAGCCCCAUAAGUGCUAUUGACUUGAUUGCGAACGCUUGCUCUUGAUCAGUUAACAAUAUUCUUAAUGGAAGCAAUCUCAUUAUGUUGAA
Rhodamnia argentea is the source of this 1521-nucleotide messenger RNA. Its product is annotated as double-stranded RNA-binding protein 1-like. Gene Ontology annotation, biological process: rRNA processing; regulation of gene expression. The transcript is spliced from 4 exons. Gene Ontology annotation, molecular function: double-stranded RNA binding; ribonuclease III activity. Gene Ontology annotation, cellular component: nucleus. The record is from RefSeq and is a predicted model, not a curated record. Lineage: Eukaryota; Viridiplantae; Streptophyta; Magnoliopsida; Myrtales; Myrtaceae. The coding region runs from base 222 to 1304 and encodes 360 amino acids.